Messenger RNA from Musa acuminata AAA Group (dessert banana), 911 nucleotides. RefSeq lists its product as uncharacterized. Lineage: Eukaryota; Viridiplantae; Streptophyta; Magnoliopsida; Zingiberales; Musaceae. The transcript has 2 exons. The coding region runs from base 22 to 615 and encodes 197 amino acids. The record is from RefSeq and is a predicted model, not a curated record.
GCAGCUCCAAGAAGAAGAGAGAUGGGGAAUGGCUUGAGCGGGAAGAAGCGAACCAUAACGGUGAUGAAGAUAGACGGCACCACCUUGAAGCUGAAGGCUCCGGUCCAGGCCGAGGAUCUGCUCCGAGACUACCGGGGCUACGACCUCCUCGAGUCCGAGGCGGUGAAGCAGCUCGGGAUUGGAGCCCGUCCGCUUGCUCCCGACGCCCCGUUGCACCCCGGGAAGCUGUACUUUCUCGUGCAGCUCCCCCGGGCGCCGGAGCAGCGAGCCCCGCGGAGGGCCUGGUCCGGGGGGCUGCCCGUGAGCGCCAGAGAGCGGCUGGAGAACCUCGCGUUUACCCGCCGGACCAUGUCGGACGUCUCGGUCGCCGGUAGGCCGUCGCGGGUCGAGGCGGAGGAGGGUAGCGAUGGCACGGUCCGCCUCAGGUUGAGGAUUCCGAAGGCCGAGAUGGAAAAGCUGUUGCAGGAAAGCAAGAACGACACUGAGGCGGCGGAGAAGAUUAUGGUGCUGUGUGUGGCGAAGAAUGGUGGCGCGCCGAAGCUGCCGGCGAUGGAAACUGGCCAGAAGGAGAAGCGAGCAAGGUUUGCUGCCAUGCCAGCUGAGAUUAUUGCCUAACGAAGAAGCAAGUGAAGGAGAAGCAGAUCACCAGGUCAUGGUUUCCAAUUGUGGAGACUGAAGCUUGUGGGUGGAACCUGAGAAGCUGCUGAUGGUUUCCAAUUCCUACCAAAUUUAUAGCUUUCAUUUUUAUUCUUCUGGUUAUUUGAUUCUUUAUUAGUGCCCAAAUAAAUGUAAUCUCUAUUUCUAUCAACAACAAGACUUGCCUUUUCUCUCCACCGUGCUCUACUGUCAUGGCACUUCUCUUCUCAGUACGUAUGAAUGUAACUCCCCACAGCUGAGAGAGAGAGAGAGAG